Messenger RNA from Pecten maximus, 4272 nucleotides. RefSeq names its product retinol dehydrogenase 7-like. Gene Ontology annotation, molecular function: oxidoreductase activity. The record is from RefSeq and is a predicted model, not a curated record. Bases 105 to 1343 code for a protein of 412 amino acids. NCBI's taxonomy places the organism in Eukaryota, Metazoa, Mollusca, Bivalvia, Pectinida, Pectinidae. The transcript has 6 exons.
UUCAUGAAGCACGAUGAUAAUUUCCAAUCAAAUAUGUCGUUAUAUCGAGCUCCAAUAGUUGGAUAAAAAAUGGCGGCUGUUGUUGGACAUGGUUUACAAUAUUGAUGCAUAAAGUAUUUACCGAUUUCGUUGAUAUCGCAGCAGGUUUCCUAAGAGAAUCACCGCACGUAACAAUGGAUAUCGCCGAGGAUUUCAACGAAAUUGACGAUGAUAUUAUAUUUUAUGCAGUCUUAUAUUCCAGCGUGACAGUUGUGUUUGCAAUGGCAGUGUUAUCCAAAUUUUUGACACACGAAUUUAGAUUCGGUUUCAGAUCUGUUUUGAGUUUGAUUGUUCUGUUUCUUGGAGAACCUUUAUGCCAAUUUUUUAUCAAAGGUCCAGGAGGUGUUUUGACAUUUGCCGUAUGCUGUCUACUGAUCUAUUCUGUGUUGCCUGCAAGUCAUUUACCAGUGGGAAACAAGGCCGUUUUGAUCACAGGUUGUGAUAGUGGAUUUGGAAGUGCCCUGGUGAAAAAGCUCGACAGUAUUGGUAUGAGAGUGUAUGCUACUUGUCUGCAUGCUGAUGGACCAGGAGCUAUUGCUAUCCGCAACAACUGUUCUGAAAGGGUGUGCGUCUUACAACUGGAUGUCACCAAUACCAAAGAAGUGGAGGAUGUUGUAAAUUUUAUACAGGUUCAUGAAGGAGAAGAUGGUCUAUGGGGACUUGUGAAUAAUGCUGGAGUAUGGUACUUCUCCGAGAUCGAGAUGACAUCAGAUGCACUGUUUCACAAGAUUUUAGAUAUCAACUUGUUCGGCACGAUUCGUCUAACUAAAGCUUUGUUGCCUCUUAUACGCAAGUCCAAGGGAAGAAUUGUUAAUGUGUCCAGUCUUUUAGGGAGGAUAACAAUGGCAGGAAACGGUGCGUACAGUGUAUCUAAACACGGGCUGGUCGCCUUCACCGACACACUCAGACAGGAGAUGAAGAAAUGGGGGGUACAUGUGGCAGUCAUAGAACCUACAGGCUUUUAUACAGAGAAUAUGAAAGAACACAAUAUAAAGAAUAGGAAAGAGGAAGUAUGGAGUUCUAUGGACGAGAAUGCCCGCCAUACCUACGGUCAGCUGUAUCUCGAUACAGUGUAUAACAGUAUUGUGGCAGGCGCCACACGCUACCCGGACGACCUAACACCAGUCAUAAGAGCUAUGCGUAGUGGACUUCUUUCAAAGCGUCCCCGCGCUCGCUAUCCGUGCGGGACAGGUGCAGACUUACUGACAAUGGUGUACCCUUUGUUACCUGUAUGGGUUGCUGACAAAGUGUCCUCCGUCAUUGGCAUUAUGCCUUUGGAUGCCCGCCCGGCUACGCUCAGCUGAAUUAUCAUUUUGACUUGUCAUUUCAGCAAAGUGAUCUGACUUAUUACAUGUGCUAAUAUUUACAUUUUAUGUGCUUGCUAUGUUAAAGAGUAAAUGUAUAUUUAAUUUAUAUAAAAAAAAUCUGUUUCAAGACAAAUCUACCGGUUAUAAGUUAUUUUUUAUCUGGUUUUGUUUAAAAGUUUUACAUCAAGUUUUUUUCAUUUGUUUUGAGGUAACUUUUGGGGGAGAUCUUCCAAAUUUGCAUAUUAUUUUUUCUGUUUUUUUCUUGUUUCUUAAUUAAUGUUCAUUUUAGUAGAUCAUUAAAAAUUUGUUUGAAAUUAUAUCAUACGUUAAUGAAUAAUUUGAUUUGUUUCUGUAAACAGUUGAAUACAUUCUACGGGAUAUGGUUUGUUAUUCACAUUCCAAUUUCAUAAAUAUUAGAAAAAUCAGAAGAUUUUCUUCCAAAUGUCUGAAAUUUUUUUAAAUAACACAUUUCAUCACUUUCCACUUGUCACUACCAUAAUAUUGUGUCAGUAUCCCAAAUUUAGAAACACAAUGGUAACCAUACAGAGCAUGGAAAUAUAGGGUAAUGUGUGAUGUUUAAAUUUUUUGUUAUGUUUGAGCUUAAUUAAGAAAAAUCUCUAAUAUAGACCUUAAUUGAAAUUGAUAUUGUGUAAUGUAAAAACUAUUCAGCUGAAUUUUGUGUCAUCCUUAUAAGUGUAAAUUUGUGUCAUCCAUUUUGAAAAAGUGUCUCUUUUUAUGUAAUUUUUUUUAUAAGAAAAACAAAUCUUUCAAAGGUGGUUUCAUUAAUCUUAAACGUUAAAACAAAAAUAAAAAUAAAAUAAAAAAUAAUAUGUCAUUAUUUAGAUUUAAAUACUAAUCUGAUACCUUUUGAAUUGAUCUUAAAUUGUGAGAUGAAAUAUGAAUAAAAUUCUAUAGAGAUAUUAUAAACAACUAGUUCAACAACAACAACAACAACAACAAAAUCCAAUAUGACCCACUCACCUGAUGACAACACAACUAAUAUGAAUAAACAAAUUGUUGUGUUUAACAUUAUCUAUCAAGUCACACAGUUUUUGAUUUUAAUAGAAAUACAAAAGGCCACUAGAAUAGUCAUGAAAAAAAAACAAUGUGUUACUGGGGGACUGCAAGCUGUCACAGAAAACAACUGGUAACACUUAAAAAUUUAAAGGACAAAUUUCAAAUUCAAGUAAUUUUAUAUGACACUUUAAAACAAUUGAACAUAGAUUAAAUGUUUUAGUUUUUAAAGUGAAGUUCUGUUGGAAGUUCAAUCAUACUGAAGGUAGAAGUGUUAUGAUAAACAGAAAAAGUUUUUCCUCCAUACAUAGAAUGCCUUGUCCAUCGUGUACAUCAUAUAGAUAUAUACAAUGCCAGAUCUUAUCUUAGUAUUGUGUUUGAUAUGGAUGGUUUCAAAAUAAGAUUUUACAAGUUUUUAAAUGUAUUAAAUAUAUCGACUUAGAUGCUCUAACACAAAAUUUGGUUUGCUUGGAUUAAAAACAUUUAAAACAUUUUUUUCAAGAAAUUUUGACAAAGGCAAUUCCAUUAUGGGAAUUAUGGCCCUGGUUCACCAGAAAUUAAUGUAAGAGCUGAGUGGGGCAAUUUUUGUGACACGAUAGCUCACAGUUAUUUCAAUCCUGAGGCCUAUUAUUGACACAUUAAUUAAGAUUGAUCGAUUAUCCCGCCGUACAUAAAGUAUUCCCUUAUGCCUCCAACUACCAUAUUAGUGUCAAGAAUUGAAUUACAUGUAUGAUGGUAUGAUUUGUAGAAGAAUAUUUUACUUUUUUUUUUUUUUGCUUUUCAAAUUUCUUAGAUUUUAGCAAUGAUUGAGAGAUUUGAUACAUGAUUUCUUGAACUAGAGCUGGUCCUGGUUUCAUCAAUAUUUCUUAACUGAAAAUUGAAGGAUAUUACUUAACUUAAAAUUUGUCAUUGGAAAGCAUUUUUGAAUUUAAGAAUUUAGAAUUUGCCAUGGUAAAGCAUUAUGAGAUUAAAAAAAAAAAAGAAAAAAAAAUUCUCUUCAUUAAUGACCUUUCCAAUCUGAAACACUUUCCUAUGGAGAAAUAAUGAUAAAAUUGAUACCUUGAAGGACAAUAUCAAAAUAUACAGUAGAUUGUAGAUGAGUUCUAGAAAUUAUCAGCCUCAUAUGAAAUGGAACGCCAUACGAAGAUAAAAUUCAGAACUAUUAAUUAGAAUUUAAAAGGAAGUUUUCAACCUGUUUUGUUUUAUAUGUAAUAUUUUGUAUUCAUCAAUGACUUUGAAAAGUUGUUAAUAUUAAAUUAUAGCAUGAAAAGUUGUUAAUAUUAAAUUAUAGCAUGAAAAGUUGUUAAUAUUAAAAUAUAGCAUUUAAUAAGGUAUAUUCUCAUAUACAUCAUAAGUAAGUCUUAUACUUCAAUCUAGGUCAUAUUUUAUUAAUCAAUGCAAGAGAAUAUCAACAUAGCCAAUGCAAAUUCCUGUACUAGUGUUAGCUAAUAUAAAGUAUAAAAUAUUCAUAUUAUAAAUCACCAAUAUUGGAAAAGCAGUUUUCCUAAACACUUAUAUAUCAUAUUAAUUGGAAAUCAGUUAUUUUUGUCAUAUCUUAAUUACUAUACAUUAUAUUACCCUGGUAAUACAGAAUGAUAGUGUGAAAGUAAUUUUAGCCAGCUUUGAAGUGCUAUAUGUGUGCUGUCAGCAGUAUCACAAAUUUUUCUGACAUUUUGUUGACUUUUUUAUGUCUAACAUCUGCUCUGAAUCUUUGAUCUGUUAUCUAUUAAAUUCAAUAGAAAAAUAGAUUUUAGGUAUCGAAAUAUAUUUAUUUUAAUAAAAAUUUGAUUUGCAGCCCUGAUCAAAAUUGAUGAGAAACAAAAUCUGUUAAAUACAUUUUUAGUGCUUUGUCAUUUCCAGAUCUGAUAUCAUCUCAACCCUUUCUUGUUCAUUUCAUAGCAAUAUUUUUUUU